This is a messenger RNA of Pogonomyrmex barbatus (red harvester ant), 2045 nucleotides long. RefSeq names its product galactokinase. Gene Ontology annotation, molecular function: galactokinase activity; ATP binding. Gene Ontology annotation, biological process: carbohydrate phosphorylation; galactose metabolic process. NCBI's taxonomy places the organism in Eukaryota, Metazoa, Arthropoda, Insecta, Hymenoptera, Formicidae. The record is from RefSeq and is a predicted model, not a curated record. Gene Ontology annotation, cellular component: cytoplasm; cytosol.
AAUAAAAUUUAGAAAUUAGUGUCAAUCAGUUACAGUACAGUGAUAACUGUCAUUUUGUAUUAUAAUGGAUCAAUUUCAUUUCUGAUUAACUUAACUGAUUAAAUUUAUGAAUUACCAACUGCAAAAGUUAAAAGUGACUAUCUCUAACCUAAUUUCUUGACAGUUAUAAAGCACUGUAUAAUAUUAUUAUUGCCGCAUGAAUAUAUAUUUCUUUCAAUUGCCACUUGUCCUUCUGCAUUGUCAAGAAAUUAAGUUAGAAAUAAUGACUUUGAAGUUUUGCAAUUGGCAAUUCGUAAAUUUAAUCGGCUGAUAAGAUUAAAUAGAGAAACUAGCCUAUUGCAACAAAAAAAAAUAACAAUUAUCAAUUUCAUAAACGUGAAGAGCAAAAAAGAAAAGAUAAAAAUAGUGCAAGUUUAAUUAAAAAGAAAUAUACUUAAAGAAUAGACUUGAUUAACGAAACAUCUAUGUGAUUAACAUCUAUUAUUAUUAUAUUAUUUAUAUAAUAGAAAUAUUUAUAUAUAGAAAUUGUGAUCGACAAUUAUUACUGACGUCAUCGCGAUCGAGGAGCAAUUAUCGAUCGACAUUUCGAUUAAUCAUCAUUCGUCGUCGCUGCUAUUGCCGCCAUUGAAUUCAAUUUCUCGUGUGGAGGCACAUACAUAGCCAGCGGUCGCACUGAUAACAACAUCGUUCCAAUCCUCUAAUCAUGUCGCCGUCGUGAAUUUAAAGUGAAAAGAGUUCCGAGAACAAUGGCAGAACCGAUCCCGGACGUCAAUAGCAUUAAAGCGAAGGCGUUGCAGACCUUCGCCGAGAAAUUCAGCGAGCAAGCCGACGUUUGCGUGUACGCACCGGGACGCGUUAAUCUCAUCGGCGAACACACCGAUUACAACGAGGGUUUCGUAUUGCCAAUGGCGUUACCGAUGGUCACGGUAAUAGCCGGCAAGUCUCACGGUGGUAAAAAAACGAGAAUUCUUUCUUUGAACGACGUAGUCGGCGCUACAAACGAAUUCGAGUUCGAAGCGGGAAGUCGAGCUAAUAUAAAACCGGGAGAGCCAAAAUGGGCGAAUUAUGUAAAAGGAUGCAUCGCCAAUUUUAUUUGUGACGUCCCCGCGUUUAAUGCCGUUAUUAUAUCGACUGUGCCAGCAGGUGCCGGACUUAGUAGUUCGGCAGCUCUAGAAGUAGCCACUUAUACUUUCCUGGAAACUUUGAGCGGGAGGAAACCGAAGAAACCAGAACAAAAGGCUUUAGCAUGUCAAAAAGCGGAGCAUGAGUUUGCUGGAGUCCCCUGCGGUAUAAUGGACCAAUUUAUUUCGGUGAUGGGCCAAGAAGGCUGCGCCCUUUUACUUGACUGUCGCGAUCUCAAUACUAAACAGAUACCCAUGUUGCACAUAGAUAAUUACAUUUUUCUCAUAACGAAUUCGAACGCACCGCACAAAUUGAGUUCGAGCGCCUAUUGCGAGCGCAGAGACUGUUGUUACGAAGCCGCAAAAAUAUUAGGCAAGAAGAGUUUGAGAGACGCAAAUAUAAAUGAUAUCCGAGCGUUGAUAUCGCAAAAUGCGUCCGAUCGUAUUGUAAAAAGAGCUCGUCACGUGAUCACGGAAAUUCAACGAACUCUGGACGCCGCGGUCGCACUUGAGAAAGGCGACUUUCAGCAGUUUGGCCGAUUAAUGAAUGAAAGUCACGAUUCAUUGCGCGACGAUUACGAGGUUUCGUCUGAGGAGCUUGAUACACUGGUCUCGGCGGCCAGAGAGGUGGACGGCGUAUUAGGAAGCCGUUUGACAGGCGCGGGCUUCGGUGGUUGUACCGUAACUUUAUUGAAAAAAGACACGGUUAACAAGGCGAUCCAACAUAUGAAAGCAAAAUAUCCUGGCACACCUGCAUUCUACAUAGCGACCCCGGCCGGAGGUGCUCGAAAAAUUGGUGUGAACUAAUAUUAAUGUCAAUUUCUUUACAUACACAUGUACAUAUUUUACAAUAAUGUUAACAAGUUGUAAGAUACUUUGACAUGAUAUUGAUUUUUCAAGAUUUAAACGUUGUGUGCUCCUGUU